Suricata suricatta (meerkat) is the source of this 1691-nucleotide messenger RNA. It is a transcript of the gene TNFSF13, whose product is annotated as TNF superfamily member 13. The transcript is spliced from 6 exons. NCBI's taxonomy places the organism in Eukaryota, Metazoa, Chordata, Mammalia, Carnivora, Herpestidae. Gene Ontology annotation, cellular component: membrane. Gene Ontology annotation, molecular function: receptor ligand activity; tumor necrosis factor receptor binding. Gene Ontology annotation, biological process: positive regulation of isotype switching to IgA isotypes; immune response. The record is from RefSeq and is a predicted model, not a curated record. Bases 734 to 1486 code for a protein of 250 amino acids.
AUCCUGCACUGGUCGGGUGCUCGGGGCUGUCUCUCUCUCUCUCUUUGACCAGAGCCUUAUGUAAGAGCUUUUCUCGGGAAACAGGAAGUCCUGCUUGCCAAGUUCAGCCCAGGGAGUAGUGCAGGCCUUAUUCCAACACACCCGGCCUGGCCCUAACCCCAGAACUUGGUCACUUUCUUGCUUCCGCGACCCUGGCUCUCCUCUCCAUCCGCCCCCUCCCCUCCUUUUGCACCUUUGGUCAUUCCCAGCCAACUCGCCCAGAGACCUCUCCAUAGCUCAGCCAGAGGGUCUCCCCCCGCUCACCCCUUGACCCCCAAGGCGGCCCAGCUUGUCCCUCCAUCCCUGCCCUUGGCACCAUGCCCCGGAGCCAGCCGACCUUCCCUCCCCCACUCCUGGGGCCCUCCCAGGGUUCCAGUGCUCUGCCUGCUUCCUGGGUGUCACUGGCAGUCCUGUCCUUCCUAGAGAGACUGUCACCAAAUUCUCCUGAGGCUGGGGAAGGGUGUGGGGGGGUGCAGGGGGGAGUCCCAAGACAGCACGGGCCCUGCAGUGGGGGGCCAGGAGCGCCAGUGCUGCCCCUCGCCGGCUUUCCUCCUCCUUCCUUUUUAUUCUUAAGUUCCUUUUUAUUUCUCCCUUGCGUAACACUCCUCUUCUUCCCUUCUGCACCCCCACCCUCCCCACCACCUCCUCGCCACCCCACUCCUGAGGCCACCGCUCUCUGCAGGGGCCCCAGCUCAUGCCAGCCUCAUCUCCUUCCUUGCCAGCCCCCAGAGGGCCCCCGGGAGACAUGGGGGGUCCGGCCCGGGAGCCGGCGCUCUCAGUCGCGCUCUGGUUGAGUUGGGGGGCGGCUUUAGGGGCUGUGGCCUGUGCCAUGGCCCUGCUGACCCAGCAAACAGAGCUGCAAAGUCUAAGGAGAGAGGUGACUCGGCUGCAGAGGCCGGGGGGGCCCUGCAAGGAGGAAGAAGGGCAUCCGUGGCGGAGCCUCCAGGAGCAGAGCCCUGAUGCCCCGGAAGCCUGGGAGAAUGGAAAGAGGUCCCGGAGAAAGAGAGCAGUGCUCACCCAUAAACAGAAGAAGAAGCACUCCGUUCUGCACCUCAUUCCCAUCAACAUCACCUCCAAGGAGGACUCUGAUGUGACAGAGGUGAUGUGGCAGCCAGCUCUUAAGCGUGGGAGAAGCCUGGAGCCGCAAGGAUACGUUGUUCGAGUCUGGGACACUGGAGUUUAUCUGCUGUAUAGCCAGGUCCUGUUCCACGAUGUGACUUUCACCAUGGGUCAGGUGGUGUCCCGGGAGGGCAGGGGAAGCCAGGAGACACUAUUCAGAUGUAUACGAAGUAUGCCUUCCAACCCGGACUGGGCCUACAAUAGUUGCUACAGUGCAGGUGUCUUCCACCUACACCAAGGGGAUAUUCUGAGUGUCACAAUCCCCCGGGGAAGGGCGAAGCUUAGCCUCUCUCCAUCUGGAACCUUCCUAGGCUUUGUGAAACUGUGAUUUUAAGGUGGUCUCCAGCUUGGAAGACUAGGGUGGGGACUUACUAGAGGCAGCCAAGAGCUAACACCAACAGAGGCCGUUUUCUGGGGUUCACUGGAACCCUGGGUUUGACAACUAAUGAAUAUCUGAGCCUCCCUUUUUCCAUUCCACCCCCAUCCCCUAGACUUUGAUGCAUGGAUAUUAAAGUAUAAUCUCUUGCUUUUGU